AAAAGGGAUACAAUGGAAACCUCGUCGAAGGAGAACUCCUCGGAGGCCGAGCAGCCGGAGGAUGGGCGCCCAGCCAAGUCGGAUUCGGACACGGAGCCCAACAAAAUCUCGCGUUUGCUGCGAACGGAAUUCGAUGCCAAAUACCAGAUUGUAAACCUCCCGACGCCGCUCAAUGCCUUCAUGUCGGGUCACUACAAGCUGAGCUUCGCCUUCCACACCCUCCGGAGUCGCCUGCCCGUGAUCCUGACCAACGUGAUAGACACCCUGACGCGGGACAAGACGGAGCUAGUGGCUCAGUUCGCCUCCAAUGAAUUCGCACAGGCAGCGCGGGAGGAGCUCAAGAUCAUCAUUGGACUGAUCUCCAGGCUGAAGUACGAGCUGCAGACGGACAAACCGUUUCACAAUUUCACGGGAGAAGAACCCGAUCGAGAACUCUGGAACAACUUCAUCAGCCUCCUGCCCGAUGGCGAGCGCUCCUUCUACCGGGCCAGCUCCCUCCAUGCCGAGUGCUAUUUGCAUCGCAAACUCCAAUCCUUUCUGGAGAACAGCAUCUUCCUAAAGUCCUACGAUUACUUUGGCAAAAUCAAAGAACAAUCGCUGACCGACAACAUGGAAGAUGUUCUGGCCCUGACCAAAUACACUCGGCGAUCGGAGAAUAAUCUCGAAGUCUUCGACGAGCUGCUCAGGAUCAACAUGUGGAGCAACAGCAACGAUGUGGCCUGCGAUGGGGAAAUAGUCAAGCAAACAAACCGCCAGGUGCUGGAGAAUCUAUCGACCACCGAUGAGCAUGUACUCGUUAACCAGGCGACGGAAAUCUGGAGGUGCCUGGACAAUCCAAAGCCAAAGAAACAGAAGCAGGUGGACUUUAUACUGGACAAUGCGGGCUACGAGCUGUUUAGCGACUUUAUCCUAGCGGAGUUCAUGAUCGAGAAGGGACUGGCCACCAAGGUGCGCUUCCAUGUGAAGGCUCAUCCCUGGUUUGUCACCGACGUCACGGAGCGGGAUUUCAAGUGGACACUGGAGUAUCUGAGUCAGCAUGCGGACUACAUUAUAAGUCUGAUAGGCAAGAAGUUUCUGCAGUUCCUCGACGAGGGAAAGUUCGAGCUGGCACCAAUCUCACAUUUCUGGACAUCGCCACAUGCUUUUUACAGCAUGGCUCAGACGGAUCCAGAUUUAUACAGCUCCCUGCAGUCGUCCAGGCUUGUGGUUUUCAAGGGAGAGCUCAACUAUCGCAAGCUGCUGCAGGACGUUUGCUGGAACACCACCCAGGAAUUGAGCACCUGCCUGCGUGGCUUCCUGCCCAGCAAUAUUUGUGUGCUGCGCAGGAUCAAGAGCGAAGUCAUCUCUGGUCUGCCCGAGGGCGUUGGUCAGGCGCUGAGCAGGAAGGAUCCACGCUGGAUGGUCUCGGGCAGCUAUGGGGUCAUCCAGUUUGUGGACGGAACGCGUGAAUUUGGAUACUAACAUUGUAAAGGCUGGACAGUUUAAAUUAUUGGUAAUAAAUAGUCGUUACAUACCAUAGAAACCAAA
This is a messenger RNA of Drosophila takahashii, 1527 nucleotides long. Its product is annotated as damage-control phosphatase ARMT1. Gene Ontology annotation, cellular component: nucleus. Gene Ontology annotation, biological process: DNA damage response. Gene Ontology annotation, molecular function: phosphatase activity. Lineage: Eukaryota; Metazoa; Arthropoda; Insecta; Diptera; Drosophilidae. The record is from RefSeq and is a predicted model, not a curated record.